AUAACCGUCAUGACGUCACAAAACUAUAUUUCUGUGUUCAUCCACGUAUAUCUGGGGUUCAGCUUUGUGACGUCACAAUUUAUGCAGCAAGGAGCAGUGAUUGAGGUAUCACCGCAGGGUGGGAUCGAGGGACCACCGGGGCGGGAGUACGAGAUCAAGUGCCGGGCAAGCUGGUAUGGAACACCGCCCGAGAUCGAAUGGACGCUCGACGGCCGUCGCAUCUUCGACGGCAACAAGUACGUGAUCGACAUCGAGCAGACGCCCUUGGAAGACGCGACGAUCAGCUCCCUCUUCAUCCAGAGCGCAUGGCCGCAGGACUCCGGGCGGUAUGGCUGCCGGAUGCAGGCGCCCGCAUUCGGGCUCGCCAGUACCACCUUCAAAGUCUUUUCACGACCAAUUCUAAUGCCGUCACCUCAUCAAGUAAUUGAUCGCGACACCAACCUUACCAUACAAUGUCCUUCUCGAGGGAGCUUUGGUGGAAACCUAUUUUGGUUUAAGGAUAACAUAGUGAUCGGUGGUCAAGCUGGGAUGUACGAUGUGAACAGAGACAGGAUACCAGACUACUGGGUCUUGGACAACGAAAGGAUGAUGAUCGUAAACGCAAACAUCCACAGUGCAGGAGUCUAUACCUGUCAGUACCGCUACUUCUUUCGCGGGAUGCAUCAGAAUGUUGCGGAGAGGAUCAAUGUAAACUUUCCCGUUGAAUUGGUAACAAAACCAUUAAUACGAUGGCAGGAGCUUCCGAACUCUGGACCCCUUCGUCUCGAGUGCAAGGCCCGUGGAUUCCCGCGCCCAAGAAUAGCUUGGACCUACUCCAACUUCACGUUCGAAAGCGGGGGUUACAUGGAUAAAAAUGUCAGCAUUGUGACAAGUCCGCAAUCGCAGACCAUUGUUACGUCAGUCCUAAGCGUACGUCACAUGCCAGACAAGUUCAAUGUUGCCCGGUUUAACUGCUCAGGGCGGAACAGUGUUAGCAAGGCCAGCAAGCUUAUCAUGGUAGUAAAUAUGGGUGGAACAUCGGAACAAAUUCCAAACAGAGGGCCGAAUAGCGGUACUUCAACCAGUGAUGCCAGCAUCGGACAUGCACCAAGGUUGCCCCUAGUGGCCUUAACAACAUUCUGUAUACUCACCAAAUCACUUUGGGUUUUGAGAUGAACAAACAAACGCUUUAUGAACAAAAACAAAAAUACACAUUUGAAUUCAAUUCACUUGUUUAUUUCAUUUUCAUCGAAACAUAACUAGAGUAAUAUAAAUCUGAUGCAAAUUGAUGGCUUGACAUCAAAAGCAUUAUAAAAUAGAGCAUAUAGAAAUGGAAAUGAGCGUUCCCACUAAAAACACUGCCUGUAAAUUGUGGAUAAAAAAAAUAAAACAAAUAAAUAAUUUAGUACUUAAUUUAAUGCAUACGUAUAUAUACAUACAAGAAAG
This is a messenger RNA of Lytechinus pictus (painted urchin), 1425 nucleotides long. RefSeq names its product hemicentin-2-like. The coding region runs from base 10 to 1155 and encodes 381 amino acids. Lineage: Eukaryota; Metazoa; Echinodermata; Echinoidea; Temnopleuroida; Toxopneustidae. The record is from RefSeq and is a predicted model, not a curated record. Gene Ontology annotation, biological process: homophilic cell-cell adhesion. The transcript has 6 exons. Gene Ontology annotation, cellular component: plasma membrane.